AUGGGGGAGUGGACCAUAUUAGAGCGUCUCUUGGAGGCGGCUGUCCAGCAGCACUCUACCAUGAUCGGAAGGAUCCUGCUGACCGUAGUAGUGAUCUUCCGGAUUUUGAUCGUGGCCAUUGUAGGAGAGACUGUGUACAACGACGAGCAGUCCAUGUUCGUGUGUAACACCUUACAGCCGGGCUGCAACCAGGCCUGCUACGACAAGGCGUUCCCAAUCUCCCACAUUAGGUACUGGGUGUUCCAGACCAUCAUGGUGUGCUGCCCCAUCCUCUGCUUCAUCACCUACUCUGUGCACCAGUCUGCCAAGCAGAAGGAACGGCGCUACUCCACAAUGAUCCUCUCCCUGGACAGAGACAUGGACUUUAUGAAGAGAGACGACAGCUGGAAGAUCAAGAACACCAUUGUGAACGGGAUGCUGCAGAGCACAGAAAACACCAACAAGGAGGUAGACCCCGACUGCCUGGAGGUCAAGGACACUCACAACUCAGCCUUGCGAACUACAAAGUCAAAAAUGAGAAGGCAGGAAGGCAUCUCCAGGUUCUACAUCAUCCAGGUGGUGUUCAGAAACGCACUAGAAAUAGGGUUUCUGGUGGGUCAAUACUUCCUGUAUGGAUUCAAUGUUCCUGCAGUGUAUGAGUGUGAUCGAUACCCUUGCAUAAAAGAUGUAGAGUGCUAUGUUUCCAGGCCGACAGAGAAGACGGUGUUUCUGGUCUUCAUGUUCGCGGUCAGUGGUAUUUGCGUGGUGCUGAACUUGGCAGAGCUCAACCACCUUGGCUGGAGAAAGAUAAAAACUGCUGUGAGGGGAGUGCAGGCUAGAAGGAAGUCCAUUUAUGAGAUCCGGAACAAAGAUUGGCCCAGGAUGAGUAUGCCCCAUCUUGGGCGCACUCAGUCAAGUGACUCUGCAUAUGUGUAA
Anoplopoma fimbria (sablefish) is the source of this 915-nucleotide messenger RNA. RefSeq names its product gap junction protein delta 2b (gene gjd2b). Gene Ontology annotation, biological process: cell communication. Gene Ontology annotation, cellular component: connexin complex. The transcript is spliced from 2 exons. The record is from RefSeq and is a predicted model, not a curated record. NCBI's taxonomy places the organism in Eukaryota, Metazoa, Chordata, Actinopteri, Perciformes, Anoplopomatidae. The coding region runs from base 1 to 915 and encodes 304 amino acids.